AUGCCGCAGCUGGACGGAGGAGGAGGAGAUGAUUUGGGAGCCAACGACGAGUUGAUCUCGUUUAAAGACGAGGGGGAGCAGGAGGAAAAGACUGCCGAGAAUGUGUCCUCUGAGCGGGACCUGGACGAUGUCAAGUCUUCGCUGGUCAACGAAACGGAGAACAACAGCAGUUCGUCUGACUCCGAGGUAGCUAACGUUAGUUUGUCUAGCUAGAUAACUAGCUAGCCAGCUAGGGACAGAAGAUUGAAUCACUAUAUUAACCAGUACAGUACUAACCUUUGUCUUCUAGCUACCAAUCUACUGUGUUUUUUGGCAAACAACAAUGUUUGUGUGUGUUUGUCAGCAGGCAGGCAGUCAUAGACGUCCCCAGCAUCACAUACCAGAUUGGGAGAGUUAUGUCAGACAGAGAGAGUUCGUUGCAGAAGGUAAAACACCACAAACUCAUAGUAAAACUGUAACACUGUAUACCUGUAGCUCUACUUUGAUCCUUCAUAUGAGUUCCCCCUUUUUCUCCUCUCCUUCCUUAUCUUUCCUAUCUCUCCCUCCCAGUCCAUUCCUUUAUUUCUCAGUUCAUUUCAAAAAGCUGUGUUUAAAUGAGAAUCUUACAUGCCUUACAAGAAACACAGAACAUAUAGCAAUAAAUCAACAACUACAAACAAUCUUGCCCUGGAGGCAGCCCUGUAGAGUGGUCACUAGCUGGCACAGCCACAGUCAUAACAUCUGCUUUUAAACCUAACCUUAAACACACUUCUAACCCUAAUGCCUAACCUUCAAUUAAGACCAAUUUGUGUUUAUAUGAAUUUUUACGAUAUAGCCAAUUUUGACUUUGCAGCUGGCCCAUCUAGUGGAAACCGCACCGUUCUGCCUCCAGAACCCUCCUCUCUCCAACCUGCCCCCCCCCCCCCCCCCCCCCCCCCCCCUUUCUCUCUCAAUUCAAUGAGCCCUGUAGACAAGAGAAGUCACUGUCUUACAUGCUACCAAAGCAACAAAACAGAUCAUAAUAGAUUGACAACAACCCAUCCCCUGUCUAUCCCCCAGCUCUGAGGAGACAGCAACACGACAGUGGGAUGUUCAAGGCAUCUCUGUACGCUGGCUAUCCCUUACUGAUGAUCCCUGACCUGGGUAACCUAGCCAACCUGGGUCACUUGGGGAACCUUGGCAACCCCUACCUCUCUCCUGGAGUCCUCUCACCCGGCACCAGGACGGUGAGUCAGUCACAUGCACGCAGGAACAUGCAUCACACACACACACACACCUACUCUGUUAUUGUUCUUAUUAUUUUUGCAUGUACUAACAUAGCUGUCUGUGUGUGGUGGCUGGCGGUGUGUGUAUCUAGUGUGUGUGUGUGGGAUGUCUGGUGUGUGUUAUAUGGGACUGUGAAUGAUGAGUUGUGUGUCUGUGUGUGUGCUCCGACUCCGAGCAGUGUGGUGUGUCUCAUAGCGAUUAAUAGUGUGCUAACACACUGGCACUACCGCAGUAGACAGGCCUCAACAUAGCCCUGAUAAAACACUGCUGCUGGAAUGUGUGUGACAGAGAGCGGGAAAGAGAGGCUACAGUAUUUCUGUCAUCACCAUCCAUGUGUAACUAUGUUACAGUUGUAGCUAACGUUGUUUCUUUAGUUUGCUUUCUGUGUUUUGAGAUUGAGGCCCUCUUUGGGUAUCUUCACUCUAAACCGUGUAUGUGUAAGGAGACAUAAAACCUUAGAUCAGAAUGUUCGCUUUUUAAGUCUGAUGUGGAAAUGUUUCCCUUCGACACAACUGGUAGUAGUUUUUAUUUUUCCAUAUACAUUAACCCCCCCCCCCCACAUACAUACACACACCCUGUCUGCCUGCCUUUACAUUCCCCUCCCCAGGUAUUAAUGGGAUAUAGUUGUCAUUAGGAGGAGGUGGAGAAGCUGAAUGGACCUAAUGCUGUUCUCAACAGGAGAUCAUUCCCACACACACAGUGGUUGAUACUCCUUCCUCCUCCCCCAGCCUUCCUCCCCUAUUAGAUGGUGAGAGAGAUGCCCGCUUCUCUGUCUGAGAGAAGAUAAACAUACUAAUGUUAACUGUACAAUAGCUGAACCAUAGCACACCAUCUACCCUCACCGAAAUAUAGACCAAAACUGUAGGGUUAUGCACAAUAGUAAGGGUGAAAUCAGAUUCAGUAACAAAAGGACAUAUCUCCUCUCUAGGACUGGAAGUUAAUUUUGAAAGUGGUGCUCACGAGCCAAAAUUGGUCCUUUAAAAAAAAAAUGUAGUACGUCAUCCAAUUUUGUACUACGUCAUCCAUUUCGUAUGAUGUGUAAUAAUAAUAAUUUAUAAUAUACAAAUAAUUAGUAUGAUAUGUUACGAAUCCAAUUAGUACAAUAUGUUGCAAAUUUGUUGUGCUUAAUAUCCUGGACUGCAUCAUUUAAGUCUGUAGCUCUCCAGGACCAGGGCUUGAUGUUGGUAGAAACCCUCAGCCUUUUCGUAAAUGCUGUUUCCCACGGAUACUGUAACUCAUAGUAACCCCAGGGAGAGUUGUUCAGGGACCUUUUCCUCUUUUAACACACACACACUGUUGAGUUGGUUAAGGCUUCCACAUGCUUUGGUUGAGUGUGCUCGCAUACUCAACAUGACCAAAAGUAUGUGGACACCUGCUUGUCGAACAUCUCAUUCCAAAAUCAUGGACAUUAAUAUGUAGUUGGUCCCCCUUUGCUGCGCAGUGGUCUAAGGCACUGCAUCGCAGUGCUAGCUGUGCCACUAGAGAUCCUGGUUCGAAUCCAGGCUCUGUCGUAGCCGGCCGCGACCGGGAGACCCAUGGGGCGGCGCACAAUUGGCCCAGCGUCGUCCAGGGUAGGGGAGGGAAUGGCCGGCAGGGAUGUAGCUCAGUUGGUUUGCAACGCCAGGGUUGUGGGUUCGUUUCCCACAGGGGGGCCAGUAUAAACAUUUUUUUUUGUUAAAAUAAAAAAAUAAAACAUUGUAUGCACUCACUAACUGUAAGUCGCUCUGGAUAAGAGCGUCUGCUAAAUGACAAAAAAUGUAAAUAACAGCCUCCACUCUUCUGGGAAGGCUUUCCACUAGAUGUUGGAACAUUGCUGCAGGGAUUUGCUUCCAUUCAGCCACGAGCAUUAGUGAGGUUGUGCACAGAUGUUGGGCGAUUAGGCUCGCAGUCAGUGUUCCAAUUCAUCCCAAAGGUGUUCGAUUGGGGUUGAGGUCAGGGCUCUGUGCAGGCCAGUCAAGUUCUUCCACACCGAUCUUGACAAACCAUUUCUGUAUGGACCUCGCUUUGUGCACAGGGGCAUUGCCAUGCUGAAACAGGAAAGGGUCUUACCAAACUGUUGCCACAAAAUUGGAAGCACAGAAUCGUCUAGAAUGUCAUUGUAUGCCGUAGCGUUAAGAUUUCCCUUCACUGGAACUAAGGGGCCUAGCCCGAACCCUGAAAAACAGCCCCAGACCAUUAUUCCUCCUACACCAAACUUUACAGUUGGCACAAUGCAUUCGGGCAGGUAGCGUUCUUCUGGCAUCCACCAAACCUAGAUUAGUCCGUCGGACUGCCAGAUGGUGAAGCGUGAUUCAUUACUCCAGAGAACGCGUUUCCACUGCUCCAGAGUCCAAUGGCGGUGUGCUUUACCCCACUCCAGCCGACGCUUUGCACUGCGCGUGGUGUUCUUAGGCUUGUGUGUGGCUGCUCGGUCAUGGAAAGACAUUUCAUGAAGCUCCUGACGAACAGUUAUUGUGCUGACGUUGCUUCCAGAGGCAGUUUGGAACUCGGUAGUCAGUGUUGCAACCGAGGACAGAUUAUUUUUACGCGCUUCAGCACUCAGUGGUCCCUUUCUGUGAGCUUGUGUGGCCUACCACUUCGCAGCUGAGCCGUUAUUGCUCCUGGACGUUUCCACUUCACAAUAACAGCACUUACAGUUGACCGGGGAAGCUCUAGCAGGACAGACAUUUGGAAAGAUGGCAUCCUAUGACUGCCACGUUGAAAGUCGGUGAGCUCUUCAGUAAGGCCAUUCUACUGCCAAUGUUUGUCUAUGGAGAUUGCAUGGCUGUGUGCUCGAUUUUAUACACCUGUCAGCAACGGGGGUGGCUGAAAUAGACGAAUCUGCUAAUUUGAAGGGGUAUCCACAUACUUUUGUAUAUAUAGUGGACCUUCAACCUUCAUUUGGAAACAAGAAAAAAGCGGCAAUAGUACUGUUUGUCCGUCUUGAGACGCCGUGGCCAGUAUACACUUCCUCUAAACAGUCAUACUUAAUCUAAGAACUCAAAAUCUGUCAUUCAUUUUGUUGUUUAUGCUGAUGCGAUCUUAGUCACAAUUUUUAGUCUCUCGUUGAAUGACGACAAACACUUAAUUGAGGAGUCCCUACUGUUGACCUAUCACGACGAAGGGGCGUAUACUUCGGCAUGCCCCGAGAUAAAAAAUUAUUGCCUAGGGUCAAAAUGUCGUUAUAAUAUAUGCACAAGCUGUUUCGGAUGGGAAGCAUGCAGAGCCUUUAGAGUUAGACAGGAGUGUUGGAGAUGGAGGCAGACGUGUGGCUCAGGUUUCUCACUCAGGUAGCUUUCAACACACGCACACAAUCGGUUGUCAGUCACCCCUGGGCAUUAGUGAAUUUCAGGAGGGAAUGUGUGGAGAGAUUAGUGACUGUUCUAACACACCUCUCUCCCUCUCUCUUUGUAUGUGUAAAGGUUGGUGAUGUUGACAGCCUUCUCUCCUGGAAUUUUAAGACCAGUGAGACAAUAUGGAGUAACCACAGGCCAGAGGGCCUCACACUUAACAUAAACACACACUGCAACCUUUACACACACACAGACUUGCACAUUAUGUCUGAAGCGUGCACUCACAUGGGACAAUGUCUGCAGUAGGGAUGUGCAUGGUUAUUCGAAUAUUGUGUGUAUUCAUUUUUGCAAAAAUAAAUAAAUAUAGGCCUAUUAUGACACAGAAAAGGCUUUUUCUAAAUUGAAUUAAAAUAUCCUUGUCAUUUUUGCAUACACGGAUUUACCAUGACAUUUCAAAUGAUUCAUUUAAUAAAACAAACUUUUCAAUGUAAUUUUUAUGAUGUGUGCCCCAUAAAAAGACCGGUAGCCUUCACGUGUGUAACGUUGGCUUGUUGUUUAUGUUGGCCAAUGAAAGCGACCGAGGCUCAAUGUGUAGUAAGUGGAGUGAGAGUUCACUAAUGCAAUGCAAGAUGGAAUAAAAUGACAGAAUUAAAAGUUAGCAAAGUGAGAAGUAGGCUACAACGAGCAACCAAAAGGCAGGCUGUUGUUUUAUCUGAAUGGUGUUGGGGAGAAAGCGCAGCAUCAAAGUCUAGCUAGCUAUAGCUGGCUAGCUUCUUCCAGGCAAGACAGGCACUGUUAUAUGGGAUGAUAAAUAACAUUGUGGCUGCUACAAGUUAGGUCGUUUUGGCUGUAGCCGAGUUGUCUCGCUCUCCCUCCGUCUGCUCGCUCCCAUCUGAACUCACAGAUGGAAGCUGCAUUAGUAGAGUACCAGCCUCUCCCUCUCGCAGCAGUGCUCAGGUUAGAACCGUGUUUAAAAAGCCACAUUGAAUAUACAGAUAUCCAACAAAAAAAUCAUGUCAUUUGAAUAGUGAUAUACACUGAACAAAAAUAUAAACGCAACAUGUAAAGUGUUGGUCCCAUGUUUCAUGAGCUGAAAUAAAAGUUCCCUGAAAUGUUCCAUAUACACACACAAUCGUAUUUCUCUCAAAUUGUGUGCACAAAUGUGUUUGUCCUUGUUAUAAUAAUCCUUCCACCUGACAGCUGUGGCAUAUCAAGAAGCUGAUUAAAUAGCGUUCAUAUUAUUACACAGAUGCACCUUGUGUUGGGGACAAUGAGCAGUUUUGUCACACAACACAAUGCCACAGAUGUCUCAAGUUUUAAAGAAGCGUGCAAUUGUCAUGGUGACUGCAGGAAUGUCCACCAGAGCUGUUGCCAGAUAAUUGAAUGUUAAUUUAUCUUCCAUAAACCACCUCAAACGUCGUCUUAGACGUCCAAUCGGCCUCACAACCGCAGACCACGUGUAUAGCGUCGUAUGGGCGAGCAGUUUGCUAAUGUCAACAUUGUGAACAGAGUGCCCCAUGGUGGCGGUGGGGUUAUGGUAUGGGCAGGCAUAAGCUACGGAAACCAAAACAAUUGCAUUUGAUCAAUAGCAAUGGGAAUGCACAGAGAUACCGUGACGUGAUCCUGAGGCCCAUAUUGACCAACGGAUGCAUAUCUGUAUUCCCAGUCAUGUGAAAUCCAUAGAUUAGGUCCUAAUGAAUGUAUUUAAGUUGACUGAUUGUCCUUGUAUGAACUGUAACUUAGCAAAAUAUAAAACAAUUUAGAAUUUUAAUAUUUCUGUUCAGUGUGUGUAUAUAUAUUUUAAAAAAUGUCCCAUCUAGUUUGCAGAGCUAAACUGAUGUGGACUUAAGUUCCUUUGUUUUUCUCUGAACUACACAAACUAUUCUGUUGGAUUCUGCAAUCAAACGUUUUUGCAACAUACAAAGAAAGAUAAAUUAUGCUACCUAAUGCUGUUCACACAGCUUUUUAUUUAUGGUGAAUAGUGUUUACAAAACUGCUUAUGAAACCUAUUAUGCUAAAUUAAGGAGGAAAAAGAGAGAGAAAGGGUGUGUAUGUGUGUAGGCUUCAUCAGUAUGGUAUUUCUAACAGCUGGUUUCAGUUAGAGCUCACAGCCAGAACUUCCUGGGGCCUUGGGAUGGGGGUAUGUGUGUGUAGUCGAGUGAGUGUGUGUGUGUGCGUGUGUGUGAGAGGUAGCAAUAGAGAGUAUGGAGGAAGGGCUGCUCAGCCUCUCUCACACACACUUUCUCUCCUUGUGCAGUGAACACACACUCCCUGUACAGGCAAACACCUAUGUUCUUGUGGUGCUCAUUAUUUUAGUUUUAUUUGACCUGCUACAUAAUGGGACUCAAUGUAGCAUGUUGGUCUGCUGUGAACAUUACAAAGUUCUCAAACGUUUUGGGGCCGGGGACCCAUUUUGUGAUGGCGAAUUCAUCAGGGACCCCCUCAUAAUCACAACACAAAGAGUACAGGGAGUUUUACUAUGACUUUGGCAGUGCGUGGCCGGACGAACCAAGUUUCGGGCCCUGGGAAGGAACAUUUUAAAUGCCAAUCUUGGCAUCGGAGAGAACAUUUUAGCAAAUGUUCUGCAAUUCUGCACAUUUGGUAAUGGGGCAGAGAGAAAACUUUGCAGUUUUAAAGCUUAAAUUACAGUACAUUUAUGUUUGUAAUUUUUGGAGACCGAUAUCCCAGUGAGCAUCCCAGGCCCAGGUGGCCCAGGGUUAAGAACAUAAACUGUAGAUUUAAUAAUAUUAUAUUACACUCUCAAUUUAUUCCUAAAUUAAUUUAAUCUGUUAGUAUUAUUCUUUUUUUUUUUUAAGUACCCCUGCAGUACCUCCGCGGACCCUGUACACUUUGAGAACCCCUGCAUUAUACCCAUGUCACACACAUUCUAUCUCCCUUUCUAUGGCACAUCUUGCUACUCCUCUCUCGACCUCUCUAGGUCACUUUCUACCUCAAUAUACUUGUCCCUACAAGCACCACAGGCACAGAUACUAGACCUCUGUACUCUUGCAUAUUGCCAUGUCCAUUUUUAGCCCUCUCUUAUCCUGUCUUCCUUCCUUCCUUCCUUCCUUCCUUCCUGUCUCACCUCCUUUGAGUGGAGACUGACCACUGAGUUGUUGUGCUCGACGUCAGUGUUUCCCCUACAUGCAUUUAGCAGUGGUUCACUGCCGCUGCUAAAUCGUGGCCGCCACUUGGUUGGGGUGGGGUUCAGGAAGGUAAAACGUUUUCAGUGUAAACUUAAAUGGCUAAAACCAGAUGUAAAGUAUGUAGAAAAGAUAAUAGAGCAAUGUAUUUUUUAAUAAGAUCAUAUUUGAGAACUAACAAUCACCAAAAUAAAAACUAGACAGGGAGAAUCUGAAAUUCCAAAAAUGUCAUGGCAAUGUUUCAGUCACUCAGAUAGCAUAAGAGCAAGGCAUAUGCCAUGACCAUUGCAGAAUUGCAGGAGAUUAGCUUUAAAACUGUAAACUGUUCUAACUGCCUCAUGGCAAAAUGUGUAUAAUUGCAGGAAAUUGGCUUUAAAACGGCAACAACUAAAAGAUCUGCGGCCAAGAGGACAUCUAAACCCGCGCAAUUGCCCACGCACACUACCACAUCCCCCUUCCCCCCCGCUAAUUUUGCCACCGCUGCUGGAAAAAAUCCUAGGGGAAACACUGUAUGUUUAAGCACUGGUUGUGUGUGUGCACUGCUUUUCUAAAAACAAGCGUUCCCACACAUAAACCCUAAUGUAGAGAGACGUGCAGCUGGAGUCUGACUGAUACACUCACUAGAUAGUGGGUGGGUGUUUGUCAGUUUUGUCAGUCUGCAUACAGUAAUCUGACCAGGACCCAUGUCAUCGGAAUUCACUUCUCUCUCGCUCCCCCCUUCUCUCUCUCACCUAUCACACUCUGUAACACACACACACACGUGUCGCACACACACGUGUCACACACACAUCCUCCCAGCUGUUCCCUUGUCCUCCCCCAUACGUCCCUCCAUAGACACCCCUCUUCAUACCGUUUCACGAUAUGUAAUUUUUGUCCAUGAAAUCUUUUUUAAUAUGUAGUGCAUGCAAACAAUUUAAAAAAGUUGUAUGUUUUAAAUCACUCGCUCGCUCUCUCUCUCUAGUAUCUACAGAUGAAGUGGCCCAUGCUGGAUGUUCCUGGAACUUCUGCUUUAAAAGACCCUCGCUCUCCCUCCCCUGCUCACAUGGUGAGUGUGCACUUCAGUCUAGCGACUAUGCAGUGACAUCACCUGCCCUGACAUAUAACAUCUAAAAGGCCAACUGUUGCUCACAGAGUAACAAGCUAGCUUCUUGCUACGUACUUUGCUGAAGUACCUUGUUUUUCCUACAAAGCUUACCCUGGUUAGUAACCCUGCUCUGCUACUAUCAGCCGUUUAGCAUGUCUCCCAGAGUGUCCACACACAGCACUCAGGUGACCUGACUCCUGACCUCCCUCACCCUCUCCAGGCUCGCUCACACACACACCCUCCUGACCUCCCUCAAACCUGCUGCAGACAGACAGACGCUGGAAUGUUAAAGCUGAAUGGUGUUAAUCCGUCCAGAGACAUUGAGGACUUUAGCACCUCUGGGUGGUGUGGGUGGUGUGUGCAGCGAUGGCUGUGUGUGUUUUCUGACACAGAGACCGGGACAGUGAGUGUGUAUGAGAUGAGUGUGUGUAUGUGACAGAGUGUGUGUUGGGUAUCUGAGGAGAGCUCUGAAGACCUGGUGGAGGACUGACCCCCUGUCACUGAUACAGCCAGUCAGCCCAGAAACACCCCCAGCCCCUACGCCCUAGGGCCAAGGCUCAUGUCAAUUUGAAAGCGUUAUAUAGCCAAGUUAUGAGCAAUAUGGUGCAAAUUCCAACUAGGGGAGAAACAGUGAAACCUUGUGGCCAGGUGCCGUAUUACCACUACUCUGUUCCAAAUCUAAUCCCUGCCUCCUCCCUCUCUAUAUCUCCCUCUCUUCUCUCUCUAGUCCAAUAAGGUACCAGUGGUGCAGCACAGUCACCUGUCCCCCUUCUCCCCCCUCCUGUCCUACAGUCCAGACCGCUUCCCCCCACAGACACCACCUCCUCACCUCUCAGCGGACACAGGUAUGAAAUUUCCUCUCCUCCCUCUUUCUACCUUUGUCUGGAAUGCUCAGUAUAAAUGUUAAAUCCUAGGUGAUUCACAUUUUACGUUUGAUAUCUGUCAGAUGACACUUGUUGCUAUAUAAAAACAGAUCUAUAUGUUGCUCUCCCCUCUCCAGGUCUUCCCCCUACCCCCCACCCAGCAGAGCUCUCUCCCUACUACCCUCUCUCUCCUGGAGGCAUAGGACACAUGACACACCCUCUGGGCUGGCUGUGAGUCACACACACACACACGCUCAUUCAAACUCUCAUGGUGAAUACAUUAAUGGUUUAGUUUAUUUUGGCAACAAUUUCUAGCACAACAUAUGCUAUUACAAAAGUAACACUGUUUCCCCUCUCUCACAUUCUGUCUCCAGACAGGGCCAGUCCAUGUACGGUAUUCCAGCGGGGGGGUUUAGACCGUCCUACCCUGCAGCUCUCGCCAUGAACUCUUCCAUGUCCAGGUACAGCUCACCUAAUUACUCAAACACAUCCAUGUAUCACUCUUCUGGAGACGACAUACAGUGAAGACUGGACUUCUGUAAAGAAUGCAAUCAUGUCAUUUAAUUGUUAUUUAUGCUGUGGUGUGUGUUUGACAGCUUUGUGUCCAGUCGUUUCUCUCCCCACAUGGUCCCGCCUCCCCAGACGUCUGUCCCCCACUCUGCCAUCGUUUCCACGGCGAUCAAACAGGAAGCAAGAGACAGCAACCAGCACGGGUACACACACACACACACACACACACACACACACACACACACCUUUAUCACACACACAAACACCUCUUGCUGACUCCGUAACUCUGUGCUGUGUAUGUGUGUGUGGUGUAGGAGGUGUGCUGUGUCUAUGGGGGACAGAGAGGAGGAGAAGAAGCCUCAUGUGAAGAAGCCUCUGAAUGCCUUUAUGCUAUACAUGAAGGAGCAGAGACCCAAGGUGGUGGCAGAGUGCACCCUGAAGGAGAGUGCUGCCAUCAACCAGAUACUGGGACGCAGGGUGAGUGGCAGUGUGUGUAUGCGUGCUCACACACAGUCUUUGUUUGUACAAUGUGUGUGUUCAUACUGAAAGUUGUCAAUGACCUAUGCUCCAGAAGGGUGUGUCUGUGUUAACCCUGUGUGCUUGUCUGUCUACAGUGGCACACUCUGUCUCGCGAGGAGCAGUCUAAGUACUAUGAUAUGGCCCGCAAGGAGAGACAGCUACACUCCCAACUCUACCCUGGAUGGUCAGCUAGAGACAACUACGUAAGUACUAUAAUAAUUAUUUAGUAGUGAUUUGAUUGGUUGCUGUGUGAUGGAGGAUGUGAUGUGAUUGGUUGUGUGUGUGUGUGUGUGCAGGGGAAGAGGAAGAAGAGGAAGAGAGAUGGCAGGCCAGAGACUGCUCCAGAGGGACAGAUAACACACACCCAGUCAGCUGCUCCAGAGGGUAAGAACCACCUAAUACAUCCAAGAUCAGAGAAAUAUGAAGACAUGAGAAGUGACCAACUCUGUUCUACUUAAUGACGUAACUGGAAGGUAACAGCAAGACUGAUCAGUGUGUUUUAUUGUGUCUCUCCAGAGCACUUCUCCCCGCAGCUCAAGAAGUCGUGUGUGUCGUAUGGAACUCAGGAGAGGCCCAGUGUGUCUCAUACACACCUGACACACACACACCUGUCCCAGGCUAGUCCCGCCUCCUCUCUGGACUCUCCAUCCACGCCCACCACUGCUCUGGCCUCCCCUGCUGCUCCCGCACCCACACACACCGAACACACACACUCUCACUCUGAGCACACACAUCCUGAGCAGGUCCAGCCCCUCUCCCUCACCACCAAACCGCCUCGUCUGCAGUCACACAGGGACACACACGGUCAGGCUUACACCCACAUCCAGUUUCACACACAUCCACACUUAUUAACUCACACACGCCUCCCCCCGCCCCCCACCCCCAAUACCUCUUCAUCUCCAUCCCCCUCCUCCUCUUCUUCCUCCCCCUCCUCCUCUCAUCCCCCGUUUUCUCCCCACAUGAGCUCAUCCAGCAAACAGACUCCGCCGUUCCUGUCUCGACCAAUCCCCUUCGCCUCUGGCUUAGCUACUCCCACCUCUAUCCACCAAUCAACGAUGAGCUCCCAUCAUGCCAUGCUCCAGUCCCAGCCUCUCUCCCUCGUCACUAGAAAUAAUAAUUGA
Molecule: messenger RNA, 11757 nt
Organism: Coregonus sp. 'balchen'
Lineage: Eukaryota; Metazoa; Chordata; Actinopteri; Salmoniformes; Salmonidae
Source: the annotation of a GenBank genome assembly